Molecule: messenger RNA, 2128 nt
Organism: Capsella rubella
Lineage: Eukaryota; Viridiplantae; Streptophyta; Magnoliopsida; Brassicales; Brassicaceae
Product: tubby-like F-box protein 10
Exons: 5
Coding region: 597-1925 (442 amino acids)
Molecular function (GO): protein binding
Source: RefSeq, a predicted model, not a curated record
GAAGAAGAAAAAAAAGCCAUUUGAGAGAGUCCCUCUAGAUUUUAUUUAUAUAUUAUAAUUCUUAAAUCAUUUUCUUGCUGUCUCGUGAACUAUUAAAGUAAAAUCAAGAAAAGCUCCUGAGUACUGGAAAUAAAAAAAAGUAGAGAGAAGAAGGCACAAAAAAAAGAAAGAAGAAGACGACUUUAUCUUUUUCUGGUUUUUGUUGUUGUUCUUCUUUGACUUUAUGGCUUCUUUUGUGUUUAGAUUUAGGCUCUCCUAUAGAUCUGCUUAAAUCUCUGUGAUCUUGUCUCUAAUUCUUCUGUUUAUCCGUAAUUUCCGGAGGAUUUUAAGAGUUUUUUUUUUGUAAGAAGAAUCCCUGAUUCUCUUCUUUGCUUUUUUGCUGAGCUUCUGGUUUUGGUCGGCGAUAGAAGCUGAAGUUGAAGAGAUUUGUUAGAUUGGGUGUAAUUAAAAAGCUUCUGGGUUUUCAUCAGCUUGUCUCAAAGUGAGUGGAGUCUCUCAUCUCAGUGUAAAGCUCUUUAUUGGAUUUAGGCAUUUCUGGUUGUAAAGAGAGGUUUUUGGUCUUGUUGAGAAGAAUCUUUGAAAAGAGAAAGAGAGAAAUGUCGUUUAGGAGCAUUGUUCAAGAUUUGAGAGAUGGGUUUGGGAGCUUGUCAAGGAGGAGUUUUGAUUUCAGGCUUUCGAGUCUUCAUAAAGGGAAAUCUCAGGGCUCUUCGUUCCGUGAGUAUUCGUCUUCUCGUGAUCUCUUGUCGCCUGUGAUAGUUCAGACAAGCAGAUGGGCUAAUCUUCCUCCAGAGCUACUCUUUGAUGUGAUCAAAAGAUUAGAGGAGAGUGAGAGUAAUUGGCCUGCAAGAAAACAUGUCGUGGCUUGUGCUUCGGUUUGUCGGUCUUGGAGAGCUAUGUGCCAAGAGAUUGUUUUAUGUCCUGAAAUCUGUGGAAAGCUCACUUUCCCAGUUUCCCUCAAACAGCCAGGGCCGCGUGAUGCAAUGAUUCAGUGUUUCAUUAAAAGGGAUAAAUCAAAACUAACAUUUCACCUUUUUCUUUGUUUAAGUCCCGCUCUACUAGUGGAGAAUGGGAAAUUUCUUCUUUCGGCUAAAAGAACUCGUAGAACUACUCGGACCGAGUACAUUAUCUCCAUGGAUGCUGAUAAUAUCUCAAGAUCCAGCAACUCUUACCUUGGAAAACUCAGAUCAAACUUCCUUGGGACAAAGUUCUUGGUGUACGACACACAACCACCACCAAACACAUCUUCGAGUGCACUGAUCACUGAUCGAACAAGCAGGAGCAGAUUUCACUCCAGAAGAGUUUCUCCUAAAGUCCCAUCCGGCAGCUACAACAUUGCUCAAAUCACCUAUGAGCUCAAUGUGUUGGGCACACGCGGGCCACGGCGAAUGCACUGCAUCAUGAACUCCAUCCCAAUUUCAUCACUUGAACCAGGCGGUUCGGUCCCUAACCAACCCGAUAAACUAAUCCCGGCUCCAUACUCUCUCGAUGAAUCAUUCCGCAGUAACAUCUCCUUUUCCAAAUCGUCAUUCGACCACCGCUCCCUCGAUUUCAACAGUUCAAGAUUCUCUGAAAUCGGAAUAUCCUGCGAAGACAACGAAGAAGAAGCAAGUUUCAGACCAUUGAUAUUAAAGAACAAGCAGCCGAGGUGGCACGAGCAGUUACAAUGCUGGUGUUUGAAUUUCCGCGGACGAGUGACAGUUGCAUCGGUAAAGAAUUUCCAGCUUGUAGCAGCAAGACAGCCGCAGCCUCAAGGAACAGGCGGGGCAGCGGCUGCUCCCCCUCACCCGGAGCAAGACAAGGUGAUUCUCCAGUUUGGUAAAGUGGGUAAAGAUAUGUUCACAAUGGAUUAUAGGUAUCCAUUGUCGGCGUUUCAGGCGUUUGCAAUUUGCUUAAGCAGCUUUGACACCAAGCUCGCUUGUGAAUAGAAGAAACCACUCAUCUACCUUCACAAUUCAUGCUAAUCCCUUGUCUUUCUCUUUUAUCUAUAUGCUUUUGGUUUUUUUUUUUUGGCAGAUCCAAAAUAUUGUCUCAAUACUCAGUUACUACUGUGAGAGUCAGACGUCUACUAUUAACCCUCUUCUCUAUUCGAAAAUCAAUUGAACAUUUAAUGAGUAGACUCUUUACUUAA